Stomoxys calcitrans (stable fly) is the source of this 2524-nucleotide messenger RNA. RefSeq names its product protein ERGIC-53 (gene ergic53). Gene Ontology annotation, cellular component: COPII-coated ER to Golgi transport vesicle; endoplasmic reticulum membrane; endoplasmic reticulum-Golgi intermediate compartment. Lineage: Eukaryota; Metazoa; Arthropoda; Insecta; Diptera; Muscidae. Gene Ontology annotation, molecular function: D-mannose binding. Gene Ontology annotation, biological process: endoplasmic reticulum organization; endoplasmic reticulum to Golgi vesicle-mediated transport; Golgi organization. The transcript is spliced from 5 exons. Bases 51 to 1595 code for a protein of 514 amino acids. The record is from RefSeq and is a predicted model, not a curated record.
ACUGGUUGGGCCAUCACUAAUUGAAUUGUCAAAUAGCAAGAAGAGAGAAAAUGUUUCUCCGGUCGCUCCUGUUAGUUUUACCAUUGUUGGUAUUAAAAGCCAGUGGCCAAGGAAAUCCUAGUGCCACACCGGGACAUGUUGGAGUUCAUCGAAGAUUUGAAUACAAGUAUUCAUUUAAACCGCCAUAUUUGGCUCAAAAAGAUGGAACAGUGCCCUUCUGGGAGUACGGUGGCAAUGCUAUUGCAAGCUCGGAGAGUGUUCGCGUAGCUCCAUCACUGCGUUCACAGAAGGGUGCCAUCUGGACCAAGAGUGUAACGAAUUUCGACUGGUGGGAAGUGGAAAUUGUAUUCCGUGUCAAUGGUCGAGGUCGUAUUGGCGCCGAUGGUUUGGCCUUCUGGUACACCACACAAAAGGGUGAUUACAAUGGAGCCGUCUUUGGCUCCUCCGACCGCUGGAAUGGUCUUGGUAUCUUCUUCGAUUCCUUCGACAAUGACAAUAAACAUAACAAUCCCUAUAUUAUGGCUGUACUCAAUGAUGGUACGAAACAAUUCGAUCAUGCUAAUGAUGGUACUACACAGCUAUUGUCGGGUUGUUUGCGUGAUUUCCGUAACAAACCCUUCCCGACUCGAGCUCGCAUUGAAUACUACAACAAUGUGUUGACCGUACUCUUCCACAAUGGCAUGACCAACAACAAUGACGAUUAUGAGAUGUGUUUGCGUGCUGAUGGUGUGCAGUUACCCAAAAAUGGUUACUUUGGUCUGUCGGCAGCUACUGGCGGUUUGGCUGAUGAUCAUGAUGUCUUCCAUUUCUUGACGACUUCAUUGCAUCCAGCGGGCCAGAUAGUAGAAAACAAAGUACCACAGGAUAAUGAAAAGCUCUCACAGGAAUACAAAGAGUAUCAGGAAAAGUUGGAAAAACAAAAGCAAGAAUACAAAAAGGAACAUCCUGAAGAGAAAGAGGAUGAAGAAUGGGAUGAAUUCUACGAAUCGGAAAAUCAACGUGAAUUACGACAAAUUUGGCAAGGACAAAGUCAAAUUUUCGAACAUAUUCGAGAACUGUCACGAAAAAUGGAUGAGGUAAUUGGCAGACAAGAGAACACAUUAUCCUUGGUAUCACGUGGAAUGGGUGCUGCUGCUGGUGUGGCUCAACCACCCGCAGCUGGUGGAGCUGCACCGCCUCCUCAAAUUGGUGUUAGCGGUUCAAUUUCAAGAGCUGAAGUCGAUCUAAUGGUGGCAAAUCAAAAUAAUCUUCUGGCUACGGCCCGUGAGCUACGUUCUCUCAUUGGCGAUAUUCACAGCAGAACAGAUUCCAUUUUACAAACUCAACAACGUGCUCCAAGUGGUGGCCAUGCAGCGGGCUAUGACAUACAGGCUGUCAUAUCCGAAAUGAGAGAUGGCAUGAAUCAAGUAAAACAGGGAAUUACCCAUGUGGGACAAAAAUUGGGUGCAUCACCCCAGGCUCAAACAGCUUGUCCCACUGGCAAUUGCGUGGGGGUUACAUUGUUCCUUAGCGUAACAGUAGUGCAACUCUUAUUAGUCUUCCUUUAUACUGUAUUCAAGAGCAGAAGUGAGGCGCAAGCUAAAAAAUUCUAUUAGGACUAUGAAUAAAUGUUGCUAAGAAAAAACAAUGUGUUAAAUAUUAAUGAUGACCGACAAAGAGAGCGAAAUAGCUAGACAAAGAGAAUGUGUGUGCAAUUACAGUUGGCUAUCGUUAAUAUGUGUAUUGGUUUUGUAAAUUGGUUUACAUUUCGCUGUCAAAUCACCUUAAAUUAUUGUACCAUUGCAAUAGAAUCAAUAGAAAGAAGCCAAUCCAUAUCAUUCUGUUUUCAACAUACAUUUGUAUACCGCCCAACAAUAACAUAGACUGAUUAGUCCUUAUCUAAGUCUACAUAUUUGGCCUAAAGAGAAACGCACGGAAGCGGCCAACACAUCAUCCACUUCAAGUCAACAUGUCUGAAAAUCUGUUCUCCCUGUUCAAAUAUCCCAAAGCCACAUGGAAAUCCACAUGAACAUGCAUAAUGUUGUUUCAAUCCUUCUUUUUUUAUUUUUACUUUUAUUUUAAUUUUAGCGCCACUUUCACCGGUAUUCACAAAACUUAAUAUACAGACUCCAAAUAGGUUUAUUUGACGGAUUUCCUUUAUAGAACUGUCAAGUAAACCUAUUUUAAGGCUCUAUGAGGAUUUGUGAAUACGGGCUUUAGUUUUUACACAAUGAUGAUCAUUGAUUUCUUUUCAGUUCUAGACUGGAUUUGUUGCAGUUAAUAAUAUAUAUAUAUUUUGUUUUAUUUGAGUUUUAUGUUUAUAAGCUAAGUAGCAAUUCUUCCAAUCGAUAUAUAAACAAAUAUUGUUUUCCAUUCUGUAUGAAAAAAAAAAAAAAGAAAUUGUGACCACAUUCCAGUCUCAAAAAUGAUUACUCUAUACUUAAAUCCUUUCUUUUCUAAACUUGUUUUGUUUCUCUUCUGAGAUUUGUAUUUCGUCUUUUUUACAAUGAUAAUAAAAAACAAACUAAAUUAGAAAGUAACAAAA